AUGAAAACUUUUGAGGAAGAGAACUAUAAAACCAAAGAAGAAAAAGAAUUUGCAAAUAGGAUUAAACCAUUCACACAACUAUUAUGUAAAAAAGAUUACACCACAUUUAGAGACGAUUUAGAGGAUGGAAUAAAAGCAAAAAUAGAAAAAAGAUUAGAGUAUCGUAAAAUGGGAAUAAAGACUCAUUCAGAAUCAUCGAGAUAUGAAAGACGGAAAUUACAAAAAGAAAUAAAUCGUGAACUUGCUGCACAGCCACAUACUGGACAUUUAACAAAUGUUUCAGGCAGUGAUAGAUUAGCUGCUCGAUAUGUGUCUAAAGUGUCGCCUGUACGAUUUAAUGAGGUAUUGAUCUGUUCACAUCGUGUUAAUGGAGUUGCUGAACUUCAUUCAAGAUUAAUUAAGGAAACGAAUUCUCAUAAUGUUGAUGAAAUUUAA
Messenger RNA from Entrophospora sp. SA101, 435 nucleotides. The record is from the annotation of a GenBank genome assembly. NCBI's taxonomy places the organism in Eukaryota, Fungi, Glomeromycota, Glomeromycetes, Entrophosporales, Entrophosporaceae.